Teleopsis dalmanni is the source of this 3385-nucleotide messenger RNA. RefSeq names its product dipeptidyl peptidase 9-like. Gene Ontology annotation, molecular function: serine-type peptidase activity; dipeptidyl-peptidase activity. Lineage: Eukaryota; Metazoa; Arthropoda; Insecta; Diptera; Diopsidae. The record is from RefSeq and is a predicted model, not a curated record. The transcript has 11 exons. Gene Ontology annotation, biological process: proteolysis. The coding region runs from base 26 to 3271 and encodes 1081 amino acids.
AUAAAAAAAAAGUUGGUGACAAAUAAUGGACACAAGCCUAACACAACAAAGAAACCGUUUACAAUCUGCACCAUCAAGUACGUCAACAGUCAUUAGUGUCGGACCGAAUACCAAUAGUAACUCACAAACCACUGUCAUGCCCCAAUCUCAAUCCCCCCCGCCAGAACGAAAUAGUUCGACAUCGUCCUUUGUAAAUCUACUUGAUGGUUUCACAGCGCGUGUGUCUGGUGAUCGUAGUCAAAGUGCAGCCAGUACGCCAAGUUCGACAACUUCAUCUGGUGGUGCUGGGCCCGUGGUAGCUGGCGGGUCUAUAGCAAGUUUAACAAGCAUCGGUUCAUUAGGUACAACUGCAAAUGCGUUUUACUCUUCGAUCGGACUAGCGUUCAAUUCACUCACAUCUCCAAUUACAGCAGCAGCAGCAGCUGCAACAGCUAGAACCGCAGAAACUGCUGCAGUAGUUGUGGCCGCUGCAUCAGCGCUAUCGAAUCAUUUAAGUUCGCCAACAAGCGGUUCGCCACCCCACAUUGAUGACCUCGACGACGACGAUGAAGACUGUGAAGAUGACGAUGAUGACGACAGGCAUGUACCAGCACCCACGCCGAGAAAAACAUGGUCUGAGAUAAAGGCGACUGUAAAUGAUAUGCGUAAGCAAUUGUCACAUAUGUCAACUAUGGUGCCAACAAACAUACAGUUUCGCACGCUAUCAGAUGGUCGUGUGCGCUGUUAUUUCUUGAGUACGCCACCAAAUGCAUGGGAAACUACACUGCUUUAUGCCGAUAUUAAUGCAAACUCAAAUGACGAACAACUAGCACAAGAAUUACAACAAGAAACGACUAGUAUACGCACGAGUACUUCGCCACCAACAUCUCAGGCAUCUUCACCCAACACCAGUAGCUUUCUUGGCAGUUAUCAAAGCAAAAGGCUUAACUGGAACAUAGUAUUACAACAACCAAUAUCUAGUUUUGCCGCUUCUACGGGAGGCAAUGUUAAUGCAUGGUCUAGAGAAUUUCAGUUAUUACAAGAACGUAAGAGGCUAUCGACUUGGGGCAUAACCUCCUACGAACUACAUAAACCAAGCGGAAUGAUAGUGUUUCCAUGCUUUAGUGACUUGUACCAGUGCCUUGAUACUGGCUAUAACUUAAGUCCCUUAUUUCCCACUCAAUUACGCACUUGUCCUCAGUGGUCUGCUUUGGAUCCUCAAAUAUGUCCACAAAACUCUGAUUUAAUUGCCUAUAUAAGCGGCUGUGAUAUUUGGGUAACACAUACGUUAAGUGGCCAUGAAGAACGUUUAACGUUUGCUCACGAUGGACGUCGUUCAUUCGCUGAUGAUCCUUUAAGUGCUGGUGUGCCAUCAUAUGUAAUGCAAGAAGAAUUUAGUCGAUAUCAAGGGUAUUGGUGGCAACCACACUCCGAAGAUUGUGUAUAUCGCAUAGUAUUUGAAGAAGUAGACGAAUCUGACGUUUGCCUAUACACAUUUCCUUCAUCACAAGCAAUACCUGGUGAAAUGGAAGAGUAUCGAUUUCCACGCACCGGUACACCUAACGCUAAAUCAAAACUUAAAAUGGUGCAGUUUACAUUAAAUGAAUCACUACAGAUAGCGGAUGUUUGUAUAAAAGAUUUGCCAUAUACAUUAUCAUUAGUUUUUCCAUGGUUAGAAUAUAUUGUGCGUGUUGGCUGGACACCGGAUUCAAAUUAUGUUUGGAUGCAAGCUAUGAAUCGAAAACAACAGCAUUUGGAAUUGAUACUUAUACCUUUGGAUAAUUUCUGCGAAACCUACAAUAGUUCAGCUUCAUCACCAUCAGGUUCCGUAGAGCAUAGUUGGAAAAGUCAAUAUUGUCGCGCGAUUUCACCACCCCAAGUUAUAUACUCACAAUUUUCGGAAUCCUGGAUAAAUGUGCACGAUUUACUGUACUUUCUGGAAAUCACAGAAUCCACCGUAACAUUUAUAUGGGCAUCUGAAGAGACCGGCUUUAGACAUUUGUAUUUGGUAACAUCAAGUAUAAGUGGGACUAUAUUAAACGGUUGUAAAGAGACUAUAGUUAAUGCAAAUUUAACAAAAAGAAUAGGCCAAAAUUCAUCUGUAGUAAUAGAUGCAGUUCCAGAUUUCAUGGAAGGCGUUACAUUACGACCAAGAAUUAUUAAUAAGGUUGCGCUUACUUCCGGUGAAUGGGAAGUUCUCGGCCGAAAUUUAUGGGUUGAUAACGCGAAACAACUAGUCUAUUUUCUUGGCUUAAGAGAUACACCACUUGAAAAGCAUUUAUACGUAGUUAGUUUGCAGAGACCGGAACAUAUACGUUUAUUAACUGAGCCUGGUUACUCAUAUUUAGUAGAAUUUGAUGAGUCAUGUCAAUUUAUGCUUCAAGUUUACUGUAAUAUUCAACGCCUCCCAUCAUGUAAAGUCAUGCGAGUAACGCAGACAUGUCAAAAUGGCGGUGUUAAUGGUAUACAAAUAUCGCUGAUGGGUUACUUAAAUGAAGGCGGUAAAGCAGAACCACAAUAUUGUCCACAAAUAUUUCGGCCGCAAUUACCUUCUGGUGAAAUUGUAUACGCUAUGGUGUUCAAACCACACAAUUUUCACUUGGGUAUAAAAUAUCCCACUGUGUUAAACGUUUAUGGUGGUCCCGAAGUCCAAACAGUAAAUAAUACAUUUAAAGGUAAACAUCAGUUGCGUAUGCAUAUGUUAGCGGCACAAGGAUAUUGUGUAGUUUGCAUAGACUCACGGGGUUCAAGGCAUCGUGGGCUUAAGUUCGAGAGUCAUUUGCGUUGCCGCAUGGGCCAGGUUGAGCUAAUAGAUCAAGUGGAUGCAUUACGUAUUUUGGCUGAUCAAUUGGGCUAUAUUGACAUGAAUCGUGUGGCUAUACAUGGAUGGUCAUAUGGUGGCUACCUGAGUCUUAUGGGCUUGGUGCAGUUUCCAGACAUCUUCAAAGUAGCUAUAGCCGGUGCUCCUGUUACCAACUGGGAAUAUUACGAUACUGGUUAUACGGAGCGGUAUAUGGACCUACCACAGCAUAAUAAGCCAGGAUAUGCUGCUGGUUCAGUGCUUAACUUUAUUGACGCUUUUCCUGAGGAAGAUAAUCGAUUAUUACUAAUACAUGGACUUAUUGAUGAAAACGUACAUUUCUACCACACGUCUCAGCUCAUUUCAGCACUCAACAAAGCAAAUAAACCUUACGAUUUGCAUGUGUUUCCCGACGAGAGACACUCAUUGCGUAAUUUGGAAUCGAAUAGAAAUUAUGAAACAAAAUUAUUAUCAUUUUUACAAAAUUUAUGAGUUUCUUCUAACUAGAACUUUAAGACCAUUUAUAUACCCUAUAUAGAUUAUUAAGCGCGUAUCCGAUGUUUAUUUGUUUAGUACAUAAAAUUUACUUGUUUAGAAUUUCGAAAU